This is a messenger RNA of Capronia coronata CBS 617.96, 564 nucleotides long. Its product is annotated as ADP-ribosylation factor 6. Bases 1 to 564 code for a protein of 187 amino acids. Gene Ontology annotation, molecular function: GTP binding; GTPase activity. The transcript is spliced from 3 exons. Lineage: Eukaryota; Fungi; Ascomycota; Eurotiomycetes; Chaetothyriales; Herpotrichiellaceae. Gene Ontology annotation, cellular component: cytoplasm. Gene Ontology annotation, biological process: intracellular protein transport; vesicle-mediated transport. The record is from RefSeq and is a predicted model, not a curated record.
AUGGGCAACCAAAUAUCCAAGAUGAUGGGGAAGAUCUUCGGCUCGAGAGAAAUGCGACUGUUGAUGCUGGGACUGGACGCGGCAGGCAAGACAACUAUCCUCUAUAAGCUCAAGCUCAACCAGGAUGUUACGACCAUCCCUACGGUGGGCUUCAACGUGGAAACCGUGACAUACAAGAACGUCAAGUUCAAUGUUUGGGAUGUGGGAGGGCAAGACAAGAUCCGGCCUCUGUGGCGACACUAUUUCUCGGGCACCCAAGGCCUCAUUUUCGUCAUUGACUCCAACGACCGAGCGCGGAUAGACGAAGCGCGUCAAGAGCUACAUCGAAUCAUUCUAGACCGAGAGAUGAAAGAGGCACUGCUGCUGGUGUUUGCCAACAAACAAGAUAUUCCGGGCUCUAUGACGCCGACGGAAGUGACGGAAAAGUUGAGAUUGUCGCAGCUGAAGGAUCGCACCUGGUAUGUCGUCCCCAGCUGCGCCACGACGGGUGAGGGAUUGCUCGAAGGUUUGAGCUGGCUCUCUACGAAUGUCAAACAGCAGCCUAGGCCAGCGGGAGCGAGAUAG